AAUUCAUUUAUACAGAAAAAUGGAGAUUCGAUUCUCAGUAAAUCAUUUCCAAAGAUAGGAAAAGUAUUUCGUGCGGAGGCUGUAAUUGACUCCCCGCCAGAACACAUCUACACUCAGCUAUUUGAAAAACUUGAACAAAUGGACCAGUGGAACCCAAACGUCAGUAAAGUGCAGAUCCUUCAAAGAAUUGGAAAGGACACACUACUCACAAGAGAAGUGACAGCACAGAAUGCAGUACACAUGAUCAGCCAGAGAGACUUUGUCAAUGUGCAGCAUUGCUGUAGAUCAGGCUCCACUUUAUACCUCAUUGGAACUGCAGCUCAUUCACAUUUGAUGCCGCCACAAAAAGGAAUAAUUAGGGCAAAAGCCAAACUCACCUGUAUUAUUUUAAGGCCCGUUGAAGGUGACAGGUGGAAAACACAUUUCACUUGGCUUCUAUGUUUAGAUCUCAAGGUAAGAUUGUAA
Molecule: messenger RNA, 465 nt
Organism: Staurois parvus
Lineage: Eukaryota; Metazoa; Chordata; Amphibia; Anura; Ranidae
Source: the annotation of a GenBank genome assembly